UAACUUGUGCGUGGUUUGGCCUGGUGUUUUGGGUGCGUGGGCGGCGUCCGUUGCCGUGGCUGUGUUGGGCUUGGCUUGCUCGGUUGGUGGCGAACUCUCCUACUCUCCUGCUUUCCCCGAUAAGGACCUUGUCUCCCUUGCCAUCUUAGAAUGAAUAUAACACGUUAAAAAAAAAAAAAAAAGAUGUCCUUCCUAAUUCAAAUUGCGCCUGGGUUAAGUCCCAGUGACUAUUUCUCCUACUACAAUUCCCUUCUUAUCACCCCCCUAUUCUUCCCACUAUCCCCACUUCUCCCUCCCCAUCUUUUCUCUCUUUGUUAUGUUAUGUUAUGUAUUUUGAGGCACAUUCGUGAGCUUCCUGUUAGACCGUUCGGACGUCGUACUAGCAGCUCUCAUCACCAUGACUGGCCGCGGCAAGGGAGGCAAGGGUCUUGGAAAGGGAGGCGCCAAGCGUCACCGUAAGGUUCUGCGUGAUAACAUCCAGGGAAUCACCAAGCCUGCUAUCCGUCGUCUAGCUCGCCGAGGUGGCGUCAAGCGCAUCUCUGGUCUCAUCUACGAGGAGACUCGUGGGGUGCUCAAGGUGUUCAUUGAGAACGUUAUCAGGGAUGCUGUCACCUAUACCGAGCACGCCAAGCGUAAGACCGUUACUGCCAUGGACGUUGUCUACGCCCUCAAGCGUCAGGGCCGUACCCUGUACGGAUUUGGUGGUUAAAUCGCUCCAUUAUUGAGAUGGUGCCAGCUAUUCAGCUUGCAUUAUCAUCAUUGAAUAACAU
Molecule: messenger RNA, 770 nt
Organism: Scylla paramamosain (green mud crab)
Lineage: Eukaryota; Metazoa; Arthropoda; Malacostraca; Decapoda; Portunidae
Product: histone H4-like
Exons: 1
Coding region: 398-709 (103 amino acids)
Biological process (GO): nucleosome assembly
Cellular component (GO): nucleosome
Molecular function (GO): structural constituent of chromatin; protein heterodimerization activity; DNA binding
Source: RefSeq, a predicted model, not a curated record